This is a messenger RNA of Diaporthe amygdali, 2655 nucleotides long. RefSeq names its product high-temperature-induced dauer-formation protein. The record is from RefSeq and is a predicted model, not a curated record. Bases 1 to 2655 code for a protein of 884 amino acids. NCBI's taxonomy places the organism in Eukaryota, Fungi, Ascomycota, Sordariomycetes, Diaporthales, Diaporthaceae. The transcript has 5 exons. Gene Ontology annotation, cellular component: Golgi trans cisterna; Golgi medial cisterna; membrane.
AUGGGUGCAAGCGACUCGAAGCUUGUCUUCAAAAAGGGCAUCUUUAGGCUCAGUGGAGAGCGUAGCAUUGCUGCUGACGAUCCGUACUGGACCUCUUUCUGGGAGCUGCCCGAAUCCUCCGACGAUGUAUUCAGCCUGUUUGCCUCUGCGGACAUACGGCGCACGCGAGACCAUGCCAUCGAGAACCUUGAGACCUUGAUACUAGCCGUCACCUCGCGGCUCUUCAACCUGCGACACCAUCCCUCCUUUCCCGACCCUGAGAUCGCCCCCGAGCGUGAUGCUCUCAAUUGCAUACGAGUUCUCACUAGGAUCCUGCCCUACAUAUACGAGGCCGACAAUCUGCACGAAUGGGAGGACCGCUUCUUCUGGGGCAUCCGACGGAAGAGGACACGGGAGUCCGCGAUAGCCAGCGAAGUGCUCUUUGACGAUAACGAAGAGGAAGCAGCAAGGAGCAGACCAUCGGACGAGUUUGAAGAGGUGCGGCCUUUGGCGGAAGAGCUCAUCGAUACCCUUAUCGACUUGCUGUUCUUCUCAGAUUUCACAGUUUCCAAGCAACAGCAUGGCAAGCCGAAGGUCACCUAUGCGAUAUGGCAGAGCGGCGUGGGCUGCAACCAGGCCGUUGCCACGACCAAGGAAUUUGAGAGCAACCGCAUCGAGGUGUUGCGCCUGCUACUUGCCAUCACAGGCCAGAGCUUGUACAUGUCCGCCGCAGUGCUCCCGCGGAAUGGCACGAAAGCUCUGACCCACAUCUGCACUUGCUCGGACAAGCAGGUCGUCCUGUCUGUUCUAUGCUCACUGCUGAACACUACUAUGAAGUACAAUCCUGCGAGCUGGCGAGUGCCGUAUAAUACACUCGUCUUCAAGGACCCGAAGCAAAUCCUUGUCACUUACUCUUUGCAACUGCUGCUUGUCACGCUUCUGUAUCCUGUGCCCGAGCAGAACGGCGAGCCGCAAAAGAACUGGUUCCGUCACUUUCUCGGGCGGAUACACCGGCCCCAGGACUUCCAGUUCAUCGUCGACGGCAUGACGCGCAUCCUCAAUCAACCUCUGCAAGCCAAUGCUUCUUACAUUCCCGGAACCCAGUCGUCCAUACGUUUUGCACCUGAAAUGAUAAUGUUGUUUUGGGAAAUAACGCAAUGCAACAAGCGGUUCCGUUCCUUCAUUGUCGACACCGAGCGGGCGCAUGACUUCACCAUCCUCAUCUUGUUCUACGCUCUAGAGUACAAGAGUGACGCUUCAAAGCAGGGGGUGGUGAGAAUGUGUGCAUUCCUCCUCCAGACGUUGAGCGUUGAGAAAAAUUUCGGCGUCAACCUCAAUAAGCCUUUUGAAGCGCAGGAGACACUGCCCCCUGUGAUCCGCAUACAAGGAUUUAGGGGCACCUAUGCCGACUUCCUCAUACAAUCCAUCUACAAUCUCAUCACCACAAGCAAUGGGAAACUCACAGCCAUCUACCCUGCUUUGUUGGCCAUCAUUAACAACAUUGCCUACUAUCUCGAGGGACUCAGUGCUGCAACUGGCGCCAAGAUGAUGCAGCUUUUCAAUUCAAUGUCGUCUCCCUCGUUCUUGUUGGCAAAUGACACGAACCAUGCCCUCCUUCGAUCGUUGCUCGAGUCUAUGAACUCCAUACUUGAGCACCAGUUCAAGCAAAAUCCCGAGUUCGUGGCGGCAGUCCUGCGAAAUAGAAAACGUUUCGAAGCCCUUCGUAAUUUCACCUUGGAAAGUGGACAGGAGGAAAUCGAGAGGCGCAAUCGGCGGAGAAAGGACGCAAGAGCUUCUUCCGAUAUUGACUCCACCAGGAGUUCCGCUGAGAGCUUGAGAAGUCCAGUAACGGGCCAUUCCCGGCCACCAGCACUGAGCAACGUGCCCGAGGAGGACGCCACAUUUACCAUCGGCGAGGAUGAAGACGAUAGUGACGAAGAGCGUCACACGCCAUCGCAGUCCGAUCCAAGCGAAAACCCAUCACGGGCAUCUUCGGUGGUAUCCAACGUCGAGGACGCAGUACCAACGCAGCUCCGUGGCAUGUCAGAGAAGGCUAGGGGUAAGAUGCCAGCCGGAAUACAGAAUUUCUCCAGGCAAAACAGCAUGACCAGCCUCAGCGGAUACUCCGUGUCUGGUCAGUCAAUAAACGGUCAAUUCGAGCCGACGCCGCAAUGGAUCGACAGCUGGCUCCCAGAAUUGCCACUGCACACCAUCCUAAGCGCAAUCCCGCAGGUGUCGGCCCUGGUCCAGCGGCAGGCCCUUAUCGCGGACCACGCCUCGCCGGAGACACUCCGCAAGAUCAGCCAGGUGAAGCUGGUCGGGGUGGACGCAUCGCCCGUGCGCGUGCACUCGUUCGAGUGGUCUCCGCUGGCGCUGGGGUGGUACGAGUCCCUGAUCUGGAGUUUCAUCUUCAGCAGCGAGAUGCAGAUCUCCAAGGGCACGGUCGGUAUCUGGAACGGCACCGGCAUCAAGCUGUUCCGCGUGCAGGAGACGGCGCCCGAGGGCCCGACCCUGACCAGCCCCCGCGGAGCCGUCGACGCAGUCGGGAGCAACAUUGUCUCCAGAAUCGGCGCCAUGAACCUCCGGGGUCCGGCUCAGCAGGGCUACAGCCAGGUCGGACAAGGCGGCGGCAGCGGUGCCGCGACCGGUUCGCCCAACCCGGGUGCUCGAAGUUAG